Molecule: messenger RNA, 401 nt
Organism: Acaulospora morrowiae
Lineage: Eukaryota; Fungi; Glomeromycota; Glomeromycetes; Diversisporales; Acaulosporaceae
Source: the annotation of a GenBank genome assembly
AUGGAUGAGCCUAUUUAUACUUUUGUUAAUGGUGUUCCUACUGAUCCUCAGGUUUUGGUAAUCUAUAACGGUUUGAGUAGGGUCCAAAGAGCCAGGUACAAUACACUCGAUGGCCAAGGGAAAAGCGGUUAUUUGCAUGCAGUUGCGGAAGAAAAGAAAAAACCGCGACAUUAUCUCAAUCUUGUUUAUGCUGUGAUCAAUUUACUUUCCAUCAUCGGUUUAAUGUCUGGAGCCACUUUAUUAAAUGCUGGAAUAAUUACAAGCCUGAACAAGAUGUUAUCCUUCACCGAUUAUGUAUUCUCUUUGAGACCCAAAUUGGUUGGCGGUAGCGGGAGGCCUAACUUGGAUGUUGCCAAAUACCGCGAUUUCUUUUGUAGGAGUUGGGAUAUUGUUUGCGGAAA